AUGCCUUCGCUUUUUAGCAGGUUCAAGCGUCGGUCCAAGGAUGGUAAAUCCGCCCCCUCGAGCCCUACCCCUUCCUCACAUUCCACCGCACAGACGCCCCCUGCUUCCCCUGCUCGGCCUCAAACACACACGGCAUCCCCUCAAAUCCGCGGGCAUGUCUCGCAAGCACCCCCUUCGGAUCAUCCUCGUCCAUCCCUCGACGUCGACGAUAUUCCCCCUCGCUCAACCAGCCUAAACGAGCCAGCUGUCAACAUCACCCCUCACUCGGAGCAGCGCGACCCUCGUCUAAGCUCUUCAGCCACCGCAAGCAACACGGAAAUGGCUUCUGGCAUGCAAAACAUGCAGCUCGACGCGCCGCCUCAACUCCCUCCCCUCCAUCUCCACAAUGACAGCCUCGCCACCACGUUCACAGCGGUAUCGGCUCCGACCAUCCCCAAGGACCCGUCUGCGCCGUCCCUCGAGGUGCAGCGUGAUCAGCUGGUGAACAAGAUUGCCACCGCAGCCAAGGCGCGGAAAGCAGAGCACGGGGAGCUCAGCGAAGCCGGCAGGGCGGCGUUCCAGGCGGCCGGAAUGGACAAGGAGGCCAAUACCAAGGGAUCGCUAGAGGUGGAGACGAGAUACUUGAAGCCGGUGGUACAAGAAACCAUCAUCAUCAAAGAGCACACUGAAACCACCACUAUAAUCGACCAGCACAUUCAUCGGCACCACGUCUACCCGAAAAUCCAGCCCAUUUCCGACCCCAACCCUAUUAAGCUCGAGCCUCGCCACCGCAUCUUCUCCGCCGCAGACGGCAAGUGGCACGAGGUCGUGGGCGAUGCGGCCGCUAUCGCCAUUCUCGGCGAGGACGUCUUCUACAAUGGCAAGAAGGAGGUUCGGGAGGAGCGCAAAAUGGCCUUGCCGGGACUGGGCGGUGAGGUGGACGAGCGGGCAUUCGAGGCGAGGGUUGUGGAACGCGAGGGGAUCAAGGGCGAGAUGGGGAGUUGGCAUCAGCUCAAGGGGAUUGCAAGCGCCGAGACCCCGAGUGCUAUGGUUGGAGAGGGGUGGAUGCUGCCAGAAGAUCAGAUGGGCCCGGCGGAGAAGACUGUAGGAAUUGCAUUGUGA
This is a messenger RNA of Dioszegia hungarica, 1101 nucleotides long. RefSeq lists its product as uncharacterized. The record is from RefSeq and is a predicted model, not a curated record. The transcript is spliced from 3 exons. NCBI's taxonomy places the organism in Eukaryota, Fungi, Basidiomycota, Tremellomycetes, Tremellales, Bulleribasidiaceae. Bases 1 to 1101 code for a protein of 366 amino acids.